CGCCGCCACGGCCGCAGUCACUUCCUGCCCCUGUGCCCAUCCGGCUCCGGGGUCAGCGGCCGCCGCUCUGGCGGGACAGGGGCGAAUAAAGUGGAGUUCGGGGCGGGGUUGGCCGGCCGUUCGCUCCCAGGAGCGAGACGCUGCAUGUAGAAGGACCGCGGGUCGUGCGCACCGAAAAUGCCUCUGCGGGACAAGUGCUGUCAGACGGAUCAUCACCACCACGGCUGCUGCGAGCCAGUGCAUAUACUGGAACCUGGUGAUCCUCCAUUAUUACAGCAGCCUCUGCAAACAUCAAAGUCUGGUAUUCAACAAAUCAUUGAGUGUUUUCGAUCAGGAACUAAACAACUUAAGCAUAUCUUGUUGAAAGAUGUGGACACCAUUUUUGAGUGUAAAUUGUGCCGGAGUCUCUUCAGGGGAUUACCAAAUUUAAUUACUCAUAAAAAGUUUUAUUGUCCUCCAAGUCUUCAGAUGGAUGAUAACCUUCCAGAUAUAAAUGAUAAACAGAGUCAAGCCAUAAGUGACCUCCUGGAAGCAAUUUAUCCAAGAGUAGAUAAGCAAGAAUAUAUAGUUAGAUUAGAACCUAUAGAAACAAAUCAGAAUGCUGUAUUUCAGUAUGUGUCAAGGACUAAUAGCCCAGAUGAGAGCACAGAAAACAGUAGUGCCCCUGAUCAAGCUCCAGUACCAAUGCAGGAACCCAGCACUGAACCACCCAAGGCUGUUUCAGCUCUGGCUCCGGUUGGGGAGACUGUGGAAUUACCUCCUGCUGAUCCUGUUAUAAACAAGGUGACCCCUACUCCUGAAGAACAGCCCCCAGCAGUAACACCUGAAGUGGACUCUGUGGAAAAUUCUGACUUUGGCCACCAGUUGAUUUGUUGUCUCUGUAGAAAAGAAUUUCAUUCUAGACGCAGUGUACGCCGGCAUAUUAGAAAAGUACACAAAAAAAAGAUGGAAGAGCUGAAGAAGUACAUAGAAACAAAAAAGAAACCAAAUCUGUGCUCCGCAAAAGGCCGAAAUAAGAACGUUCUGGUAGCACUAGGUCGAAGUUGUCCUGUAUGUUAUAAAUCAUUUGCCACAAAAGCCAACGUAAGAAGGCAUUUUGAUGAAGUCCAUAGAGGAUUAAGAAGGGAUUCCAUUACUCCUGAUAUAGCUACAAAGCCUGGGCAACCUUUGUUCUUGGAUACAGUUUCUGCUAAAAAAUCUUUUAAGACCCGAAAACAAAAGUCGUCUUCAAAGGCUGAAUACAAUUUAACUGCAUGCAAAUGCCUUCUGUGCAAGAGAAAAUAUAGUUCACAAAUAAUGCUGAAAAGGCACAUGCAAAUUGUUCACAAGAUAACUCUUUCUGGGAAGAACUCUAAAAGAGAGAAAGGACCCAACAAUACUGCCAAUGGAACAGAAAUAAAACUAGAAGUUGAACCAGCAGAUUCUGUAGAACCUUCACCCCCUUCCAUUGCUCUUUCUCCACAGAAUGAAUUAAAGGGAACAAAUCAUUCAAAUGAGAAAAAGAACACACCGUCAGCACAGAAAAAUAAAGUUAAGCAGGACUCUGAAAACCCUAAAUCAACCUCAAAGUCAACCACUAAACCAACCUGUAAAUCAACUACUAAAUCAACUCCUAAGUCAACCAAUGCAUCUGCUGCAGGUGGCCAGCAAAAAAACAGGAAGCCAAAACUUUCAGCUGGCUUUGACUUCAAGCAGCUUUACUGUAAACUCUGUAAACGCCAAUUUACUUCGAAACAGAACUUGACAAAGCACAUUGAAUUACAUACAGAUGGAAAUAACAUUUACGUUAAAUACUACAGGUGUCCUCUCUGCUCUUAUGAAACACGUCGCAAACGUGAUGUGAUAAGGCAUAUAACCGUAGUUCAUAAAAAGUCGCCACGGUACCUUGGGAAAAUAACUGCAAGUUUAGAAAUUAGAGCAAUAAAAAAGCCAAUUGAUCUUGUUCUAAAUAAGGUGACAAAAAGAGGCCCUCAGAGGGAUGAAACAAAACAGAUUGGUUCAAAACACGAUGUCACCUCUAAUUCGCCCAAUAAAAAGUACGAAGGAGCUGAUGUUGGCAUUGAAGUAAAAGUAACAAAAAACUUUUCUCUUCACCGAUGCAAUAAGUGUGGGAAAGCGUUUGCCAGAAAAGCUUUUCUAGAACAUCAUAAGAAAACACACAAGGCGAAUGUAUCUCAUUCACCUGAAGAAAACAAAACCAAAGGCAGAAGUACAAGAUCUAAAGCUGUUAUCUGAUAGGUUCAAGUGAUGUUCGGAAAAUUUGGAGUUCAUUUGCAUGAAAAAGACUUUAAUGUGGUGUUGGAACUGCUAAUAUCUUGAUAAUGGUACUAUAAGGAGGAAAAUCUUCACAAGCUGUUGUUUUUCAUACUAAAUUACAUCCAUUCUGACUGCAUGUUGUUAGACAGUGCCUCCUCCCAAAACACUUCUGUAGUUGAAAUGCACUCAUGCUUCUAAAUUAGCUGUUAACUGUGCUUAUCUCUAUACAGCUGUGGUUUGACAUGAACUCUCUGAACUUAAAAAAAACAGUACAGAGGCAACCUGACAAACAACAGCUUUGGAAGAAGACUUUUGUUCCUCAUGUAGGAGGUCAUCUUCAGAGAUCUCAUCGUACUGUUCCUCCCUGGUAGUGCUAAUGGAUGAACAGCUCUGAUUUUUUUGUGAUAUCCUACUUUGGCAAUUGUUAUAUACUGUUUUAAACUUAUUACAAAUGAAUGUAUAAGAGCAAACAUGUAGUGUAUAUUGGCUGAAUUGUACUAAUUUUUAGUAUUUGCCAUAACAUCAGUUUGUUCGUAUAGACUAAUUUCCCAGUUCUGGGACAUUCUGAAUUUCACUGUACUACAGUCGCUUCAAAGAUGUCCAUAUCUUUUCCAUCUGUGGUUCGUUGGACAACUUGAUAAACAUCUAGGAUGUUUACAAGAAUAUCCACAUUCCUCUAUACUUUAAUUUAAAAAAGAAAAAAAAAAAAAAAUUAUACAACAAGCACUUUAAUGAUAGUCGCAGUUUAUUUUUUCAAUUUAUUUUUUGAAAGAUCAACACACUAAUGUUAAUAUGAAGGUAGUGAAUAUUUGUCGAUGUGUUAUAGACAGACAAUCUGUGCACAACCACUUAUAAUAUUAGUUUAUUUCAUUAAAUAUUAAUAAAAAGGGAGGAUAGUAUGAGAGAAACUCCAAGUAAUUUUUCUCUCGAUGUGAUAAAUGACCACUAUAGAUAGAACUUGAAUUUGUAUAAUUUGGAAAUGGUUUAGAUCCCUUUUAUUUUGACCUUUUAACCAGGAUUUUAGGAAGCCCGUUGCGUGGCUGCCAUUAUGGAAUUCUUGGCAGCUUUCAUGCAGCAGUGGUUUUGUUCUUUUGUAUGUUUGUUUGUUUGUUUGUUUUUUCUUUCUUUCUUUUUUUUUUUUUUUUAUGUUUUAGAGAAUAUUUUGUUUAGUGAUUUGUGUCAAAUUGCUACAAUUUGCAAGGUACUGUACAUCAGAAGAAAUACCGCGUCUUUUGUAUGGGUUUACUCCCUUACUUAGGGAGGUGCCUCGUGUUCAUAUAUACUUUUUGUAUAAAAUAUAUCUAAAAUUGUUGAUCACAAGAUCAGAAGUAAAAAUACUUUUAUGGAUAGAGAACUAUUUGGCCCUGUUAGUGCAUUGCUCUACAAGUACUGUGAAUGGGAACUGGACUGUAGCUGUUGCUCAAAAUGUUCUAUAUUGAAUGUACAUCUUUUGUUUGGAUAAAUGUACUGUAUUUGGUUGAAAAUAAAGCAGACUGGAAAUCACUUUUAAGUGUGCAUAAGCCGAAAGACGUUUUUGUAAACCUGGAGUAUCUGUCAUUCCACAAUCAGAAAGUACAAGUUUUGUAAAGUUGACCCUCUGAUCAUUGAAACUAGUUGUUUGUAAUAUUCUGUUGUAAUAAAUGGUUUUCUUUUGAUAUUAAAA
This is a messenger RNA of Coturnix japonica (Japanese quail), 3919 nucleotides long. It is a transcript of the gene ZNF800, whose product is annotated as zinc finger protein 800. The record is from RefSeq and is a predicted model, not a curated record. Lineage: Eukaryota; Metazoa; Chordata; Aves; Galliformes; Phasianidae.